CUGUGUCAAUGUCAAUUAUAUCUGCCUACCUACGGCUAUAUACUCUUCAAUCCCGCCAUGAUGAUCCUGCACCAGUCCUGGUCGUUUGAAGCAUUGACCUCACCCGCUUCACCGGUUCCUUGAAUGGACCACUGAUUGACCCAAUUCCUAGCUUUUCUGUGGCCAAUUCCAGUUGCCUUCAUACGCCAUCUCCUGAUAUCGAAGACAAAGGAGGAAUAAGAGGAGGAGGAUGUCGAAUGCCAUGAGCGAUUGAGAUUCAGGCUGGUAUCUCUGCUGUUCGUCUGUAUGAAAGUGGGUGAAUAUCUGUACCGUGCUUCGGGGUAUCACACUUAGCUUUGUCAUGAUGAGGGAUCGUGGGUGGGCUUGUCUUGGUUUCACUCUUGGGAGAGCUACUCGUCACCAGCACUGCGCAGAAGUGCAAGCCCGGCGCUGGUGCGGCCGAGAGUUGAAUCCCGACCGCCACUGGUAUCCCCCAGUGGUGGGCCUACACCACAGUUAGCCAACAUGACGCGUGAUGGUGCCCGUGAUGGUAUAGGUGCUGGCUUGAAGAGUCCGAACUUCAUUCCGAAGACGCUCGUUUUCAGCUGUCAGAUGUUGAAUCUGCACACGCUGUCUGCUCACGUCCUCGGUCAGUUGGGCAAUUCUACCCUCGGUCUCCUGACCUCCCUGAAUACCAUCACGGACGGCAUCACGAAUCCUAUUAACAGAGGCAGAAUCCAGACUUACCUCUGGCACCACCUCCCGCUGCCCAGGAGGCGUGCCCUCAUCCCCAAAAAUCCACCGCACCCACCUGACCAGCCUGGCGCCCAUAGCUGGCCCAAAGGGAGAGAAAAGUGUGGCAAUGAUGCCCCCUGCUGGCCACAGGUGAGUGGAAGCCAUUGCUGCGAGCCCAGAACGCAGUCUUGGAGGAGAGGAAAAGACGAAGUGAGAAGAUGCGAGUAGCUAAGUAGGAGAUAACUCGCGGUGCUGCUCCUUCCAUUGCUGGGAGGCUCUUUCCAUCUUGCGAAUAUGUGCAUCUGGCAACGGCAACGGCACCCCCAAGCAUUCAAAGGGUGUACGAUCGAUGUUUAACGUACGCUUAGAGUAGUGAGCAAGCCUGAUCAGACCUUUUGGACUUGCCUUGCGCAUUUCAACGUGGCUCAAAUUCGCUAUCAAUGCAGUACAACAUUCAGGUUCCACCAGGACGUAGU
Molecule: messenger RNA, 1190 nt
Organism: Exophiala dermatitidis NIH/UT8656
Lineage: Eukaryota; Fungi; Ascomycota; Eurotiomycetes; Chaetothyriales; Herpotrichiellaceae
Exons: 1
Coding region: 505-942 (145 amino acids)
Source: RefSeq, a predicted model, not a curated record